ACACCCGCACGUGUUCGCGCCGGAAGCUUUCGCUGGGGUUGGAGAUUCUUGAGAAUGGAAACCCAGAUGGAGGUACAGAGCUCUUUGGCCGAGGACGGCUUCACCCAGGUCACCCGCAAAGGUGGCCGGUGGGCGAAGAAACGACAGGCUGAGCAGCUGUCCUCGCCGGAGGAGGGCGGCGACGCCGACCGCAUGGACACCGAGGAAGCCCGGCCCGCGAAGAGGCCCGUCUUCCCGCCCCUCUCCGGGGACGGGUUCCUGGGUGGGAAUGCAGAAACCAGGAAAAUUCCAGUCCCAACCAACAGAUACACGCCAUUAAAAGAGAACUGGAUGAAGAUAUUUACUCCUAUUGUGGAGCAUUUGGGACUUCAGAUACGCUUUAACUUGAAAUCGAGGAAUGUAGAAAUCAGGACUUGUAAAGAAACCAAAGAUGUUAGCGCUCUGACAAAAGCAGCUGAUUUUGUGAAAGCCUUUAUUCUUGGGUUUCAGGUAGAGGAUGCACUUGCCCUCGUUAGGUUGGAUGACCUCUUCCUAGAGUCUUUUGAAAUUACAGAUGUUAAGCCCUUAAAGGGAGACCACCUGUCGAGGGCAAUAGGAAGAAUCGCUGGCAAAGGAGGAAAAACCAAAUUCACCAUUGAGAACGUGACACGGACAAGGAUAGUUUUAGCUGAUGUGAAAGUUCACAUCCUUGGUUCUUUCCAGAACAUCAAGAUGGCAAGGACUGCCAUUUGCAACCUCAUCCUGGGAAAUCCUCCAUCAAAGGUUUAUGGCAAUAUUCGCGCCGUGGCUAGCAGAGCAGCAGACCGAUUCUGAUUUCAAGUCAGAGACUUUUUGUCUUGUCUUUGGACUCUAGAGAAAAAGUCUUUCCCCUCUACACGUGAUCACCAGACACCGUGUGAAGAACUUUUCAGUCAUGUGUACCAUUAUUACACUAGCACAUUAAGUAUAAUUUAUCAUUUUUUCCAUUUUAAAUCACAUGUAGCAGAUUUGCAUGGUUUAUAAUCCUCUCAUUUGGAGGGAGACUUCUUAUUUAAAAAACAGUUCUGUAUUUCUAAGUUUUUUACUUAUAAAUUUAGUUAUAAAUAAACUUAAUGUUUAAAUUUUUAAGUGUUUUAAACAUUUAAAUUAAAUGUUUAAAUUUAUAAAUAUUUCUUCUCUAUGAGUUGUAAUUAAAAGAAUUAUCUCAGAAAACCUCUCUGAAUCAUGACCCUCAGUACUUGGUGGUGUGUGAAUAUUUUAGACCCAGGUCAUAAGCAGCAGUUUAAAUUGUGGACCAAGAAAUCUUUGUACCUAUUUUUGCGUUUGUAAAAUUAAAGGCUACAUCAUGAGGUUGAUGUAAGAGUUUUAGUUUUUAAAUGUUUUUAAUGAAAGCAGUCAGACUUUACCAGUGUUUAGGUAUAUAUCUUCUAAGUAGUAAAGGUGAGAUAUGAUAAAAGAAUAUUUUUACCCCUAAGAAUACUACUACAUUCUGCAAAUGCAAUAGAUUGUUUUAACAAGCAUCUGCUUAAACAUUCUCUGAUUCAUAUUAUGCAUUUUUUUAAUGAAA
Hippopotamus amphibius kiboko is the source of this 1546-nucleotide messenger RNA. It is a transcript of the gene PNO1, whose product is annotated as partner of NOB1 homolog. The coding region runs from base 55 to 813 and encodes 252 amino acids. Gene Ontology annotation, molecular function: RNA binding. The transcript has 7 exons. Gene Ontology annotation, cellular component: nucleolus. Lineage: Eukaryota; Metazoa; Chordata; Mammalia; Artiodactyla; Hippopotamidae. The record is from RefSeq and is a predicted model, not a curated record.